AUGUCGCGGUACUGGCACGUCAAGGAACACAAUAGUGAAUUCCAGAAUGCUCUACUCGCCGCUAGAUGUCAGGGCACGUAUAUAAACGCAGGUAACUCGGCGGCUGUCAGUGAAUUUGAAUCAAGCAUUCGCAUUAAACGCAUCGAAGAAGCGCUCAGACAUUUUACGCACUGCAUACACGUAAAAAUGAAGUCUUUCACAUAUUUCCUAAGUAUCGCAAUCUUACUUUUCGGCGGAGCAAGAUACUUCGCUACAGCUGAAGAAAAAUGCCCUCAACCACAACCUAAACGGGGCAACAGGCUGUUUGACCAAGCAUUCGGCCUGGCGCUGACACCAGACGACUUCCUAACAUCGAUGAUGUCGCCAUGGACUCUGCACGACUACUUCCGACCCUGGAGGCACCUGACACAGCUGACUAAGGACCUCGGCUCCACCAUCAAGACCGACAAAGAUAAGUUCCAGGUAAACUUGGACGUGCAGCACUUUUCUCCAGAAGAAAUAUCAGUGAAGACUGCUGAUGGCUACGUGGUGAUUGAAGCUAAACAUGAGGAGAAGGAAGAUGAACAUGGGUACGUGUCUCGUCAGUUUGUGAGGAGAUACGCUUUACCUGAAGGUACGAAGUCUGAGGAGGUGAUUUCUGAACUAUCUAGUGAUGGUAUCCUGACGGUUUCUGCUCCUCGUAAAGUGGAGCCUGUGAAGGGUGAACGAGUGGUUCCUAUCACUCAGACUGGACCUGUGCGAAGGGAGGCGAAGGAAUCUAAUGAAGGCAAGGAAGACGUGCAAGGGUCUUGCCAGGCUGACCAACAGUCCUGCUCCAAGGCCUAA
Spodoptera littoralis (African cotton leafworm) is the source of this 825-nucleotide messenger RNA. Lineage: Eukaryota; Metazoa; Arthropoda; Insecta; Lepidoptera; Noctuidae. The record is from the annotation of a GenBank genome assembly.